AGUACUCUGGGUACCUGGGAAACUGGAAUAACCCCUUCUGUUCCUAUGGGCACGGCAAGUAUCCAAAGCUGAUGAAACUUGGAAGAGACAUCACGCUGUGGGGGCUGGAGCUGGGGCUGAUGUCCAUGGCCCGGGGCGAGGUGGCGCGGUUCUGGUUCAGCCCGCGGUACGCGUACGGCCCGCGGGGCUGCCCCCCACACAUCCCCCCGGACACCACCGUGCUCUUCCACGUCGAGCUGCUGGACUUCAUCGACUCGGAGGAGUGUGACCUGUUCUUCGAGCUGAGCGACGCACAGAAGGACACGUUUCCUCUAGAAAAGGUGUUGAAAGUGGCAGCCACGGAGAAAGAGUUUGGCAACUACUUCUUCCAUAAGCAGAACUUUGGGGUUGCCAAGCACAGAUACAAAAGGGCUCUCUCCAUCCUGGAUCGCAGCUGUUCCAGCGAGGCCGAGCGGAGCCAGAUCAACACUUCCAAGGUGCCUCUGCUCCUGAACCUCUCCCUCACUUACCUGAAACUGGAAUGUCCUGAGCGAGCUUUGAAAUACGGGAAGAAAGCCUUGGAGAUGGACCAGGGAAAUGUCAAAGCCCUGUUCAGGUGUGGCCAGGCUUGUCUCUGCAUGAGGGAAUACAACAAAUCCCGGGAUUUCCUGACUAGAGCCCAGCAAAUCCAGCCCUUCAACCGUGAUAUCAACAACGAGCUGAAGAAGUGGGCAAGGUGCUACGAGGAGUACGUGGAAACGGAGAAGGACAUGUGCUGCAGAAUGUUUGACAGCUCUUGUGGCUGAGCAGGAAUCAAGGACCUUUCCAACUGCCCAGCCCUUGGACAGGAGGGAGGCCCACCUGGGGGCACGUGGAGAUUCCAGCAUCACGUUUUGGGAGAAGGAGCAGGAGCACUGUCUGCUUUGAGAGAUGAAGGGAAAGUUCCCAUUUUUGUACUACACAAAC
Messenger RNA from Manacus vitellinus (golden-collared manakin), 945 nucleotides. It is a transcript of the gene FKBP6, whose product is annotated as FKBP prolyl isomerase 6. Lineage: Eukaryota; Metazoa; Chordata; Aves; Passeriformes; Pipridae. Gene Ontology annotation, molecular function: protein binding; peptidyl-prolyl cis-trans isomerase activity. The transcript has 7 exons. The record is from RefSeq and is a predicted model, not a curated record. Bases 72 to 785 code for a protein of 237 amino acids.